Messenger RNA from Sphenostylis stenocarpa, 1566 nucleotides. The record is from the annotation of a GenBank genome assembly. NCBI's taxonomy places the organism in Eukaryota, Viridiplantae, Streptophyta, Magnoliopsida, Fabales, Fabaceae.
AUGGCGAUUGCUAAGAUGAUCUCUUGUUCGUCUGUGCCUUCUUCUGGAGCUGAAAAUGCUGAGUUCGAUUGUUCUGAUUUUGAGUUUCUGAUGCAAUAUGGGAUUAACAAUUUUGAUUGGUCUGCUGUGGCUGGUGUUGUUCGAGUCCUGCGUGUUAUAUGUAAAUAUUUGGAGGAGGAGGACUAUGAUGAUGGACUUGUCAAAGUGUACCAUGACUCUGUCAAUUCUUGUCUCCUGAAGAUGCCGUGGGAUUUGUUGGACAAGUGCUGGAGUUGCGAGUUUGGUAACAUGGAUAACAGCUCUUCUAUCAAUGAAGUGCACCUCAAUAAGUUCAUUGUUAUGGAGCCUGUUAUGAAUUUUCUUGGGACUUUUCUUCAGUUUCUAUGCUCUCUGGUUGACCCGAGCAAUUUAGUGGAAACUGAUUGUGUUUCUAUUGAUAAACAUCCACUUUUUGUUACAGUAGUGAAUCUUGUACCUAGACUUGCAAAAUGGUGUCUCAGCAAGCCAGGAAAUACUGCUGAGAGAUGCAUCAUUAAUUACUUGAAUCACAAGCUACUGAUCCUGAUGAUCAGACUUGGGACACUCACAGGUCUAGACUGUAGAGUUCGUUUUUCUUGGAUUGAACUCCUUCAUAACUACUUUCAAGAGCUUUUGCAGAAACCCUUAACUCAAAUUCACUCUGAUCAAAUUGAUUGUCUGGAAGGCUCUCCAUUUUUAUUGAGUUUGUCUGAUGGAGAAGCAUGUCUGACGCAUUCAGAUCACCUACAAAGACAAGCUGUUUACCUCUUACUGGCUUGUUCUUUCAGUUUGAUCAGUCAAAGAGGAGAAAAUGCAAAGCACUGUAAUUGUUCAACUUUGUGCUCCUGUUUAACCACUAACCCAAAUUCACAUCAUGAUCACUUCUGCAUAAAAAAGGGAUUUCUAGAACUUUACAGGUGGACUCAAGCACAUCUUCCAACUGCAAUCUCUAUCAACCAUGAAAACUACUUGGAGAUAUGUAUGAAAUUCAUGUCAUCUUUCCUACAGCUAUAUCUUCGCGAGGAUGAUCUAUUGUUUGAAGUGCUUUUGCUAUUGUUUAGCAUAUCAUCCUGUCUCCAGCAACAGUCUGAACGAAAGGAUCCUGCUUAUCAGAAUAUACAUUAUGAUCACCAAGUGCUUCUUGAUUAUCUCAUUUCAAAAGAUACUGGUAUUAGCUGCGCUAAAUAUCUUCUAAGAUGCUUGCAUUUGAUAUGCAACUCAUGGAAGUUAUUCGUAGAAUUUCCAUUAUUUGGAGAAAUUUUGGAUCAAUCAUUUUGCAAGAGAAGAAAAAUUGUAGGGGAUGAUCUAGAGUUGCUAGCAGAUGGAAUACCUACGACAGUUGACGACAGUGGAAGUACCAUAUUCCAUAUCAAGAAUUAUAAGGAAGACAGGAGAUGUGGGUUCAAGCACUACAAUAUCAAACCAUUCAAGAAAGCUGCAGAAUGUUUACUAUCUUUGAACAAUUCUGUUUAUAAUCUUCAUCAAAAGAAGCUGUUUCCUUAUAAUCCUGAAGUUCUUUUGAAACGGAAAAGGGAUUCCAGGGACUGA